CAGUGGCGGUGGCUGAGGUCAUCGUCUGUUUCUUUUAUUUAUUCUCUUAUCAAUCAAAAAUGAUUGAUUAAAGAUUGUUAGUCGUGGCAAAUCACAUCAAGUUGUCUGUACUUUAUUUCUGUGAAAGCUUGAAACGUUAUUUAUUUUGUUACUUCGACUGCCACUGGUGUUCGGUGAUUAUACUUCGCACGUAGUUAUUAACAAAAGUGUGCUAACCUAAGCGCAACGUGAAAACGUUCCAGUUGAAAGUUGACACGCCCUCUGAAGUGUUUCUUUGCGAUGGGUACUUACUGGAUACCUACUAACAUUGAUGAGCUCCUCGGUGGCAUCAAAGAGGCUUCAUUACUCCACUUUUUCCUCGAAGGGUUCCUUGUUGCUUCAUUGUUAUGGUUUAUUUUCCGGAAGAGUUACAAGAAACGUGAUGUUCACUCUAUGUCAAAGGAGGAAGAAGAUAGAUUAAUUGAGGAGUGGAAUCCAGAACCUUUAGUCAGUACUCCUCGACAAGAUCAUCCAGCUCUCAAACCUCACGUUGUAACUGGAAAGGCUGGUCAUUACUUGGACGUUGAUGGUCAUCACUGUUUGAAUCUAGCCACACACAACUAUUUGAGCUUUGCUGACAAACCAGAGGUUGAGGAACGGGCUAUUCAAAGCAUCCGAAAAUAUGGUGUUGGUUCAUGUGGGCCUCGAGGUUUCUACGGGACAGUAGAUGUGCACUUGGAAUUGGAAGAAAAAUUGGCUAAAUUUAUGGGCAUGGAAGAAGCUUGUGUUUAUGCCUACGGUUUCUCAACAAUUGCAAGUGCUAUUCCAGCUUAUGCAAAGCGUGGUGAUGUUAUCUUUGUGGAUGAAGCGGCAAACUUCGCGAUCCAAAAGGGCUUAGAUGCAUCUAGGAGUAGCAUUUACUAUUUCAAACAUAAUGAUGUGCAGGAUUUGGAGAGGUUGUUGCUUGAGCAUGAAGCCAAAAUGAAUCCGAGGAAAGCCAAAGUCACAAGAAAGUUCCUGGUAAUGGAGGGCAUAUACAUGAACACUGGAAAUAUCUGUCCUCUUCCUGCUCUGUUAAACUUGGCUCAUCGCUUCAAGUGCCGAACAAUUCUUGAUGAAAAUGUUUCAUUUGGAACCCUUGGAGAGACUGGCCGAGGAGUCACUGAACACUUCAAUGUCAAUCGUGAAGAUGUUGAUCUCAUUGUGGGCAGCAUGGAGUGGGCUCUUGGUUCCAUUGGAGGGUUCUGCGUUGGAUCCUCGUUUAUUGUGGAGCAUCAGCGUCUCUCUGGACUGGGGUACUGCUUUUCUGCUUCCCUCCCACCAUUGCUCACAGCUGCUGCUAUUGCAUCUCUGGAAGAAAUUGAACGCAACCCGACUUUGAUGUCUGUUCUUCAUGGAAAAUGCCAAGAUCUUCACAAUGCUCUGUCCAACCUGGGAGAAGCUGGAUUCAGAGUAUCUGGCUUCAGUGAAGGACCAGUGAAACAUCUGUUUCUUUUGAACCCACCCGAAGAUUUAGGGAAGCAUCAAGCUCUUCUACAUGAUAUAUCUCAAUAUUGCAUCAGCAAUGGGGUUGCAAUCAUACCAGCCUCAUACUUGGACCAAAUAGAAGCUCAACCUCGAACACCUUCCCUUCGUAUUACUGCAAAUGUAGACCUCACCAAAGCUGAGAUGGAGACUGUCAUCAAAGUUCUAAAACAAGCUGCAUCAAAAUUUUUGUCAUAAAAUUAGAGUAAAUUUGAUCCAAAUGUAAACAGCUCAUUUGUUAAUCAUUCUGGUGUCACAAUUUUCUUUACUAAUAUUUUAUGUCUUGGUGUUACAUGUUACCUAUUUCAUGAGACAUUUCUGAUGAUGGCUCCUUCCACCUGAAAUUGCUUGUCAGUUUGUUCACAUGUGAUUUUUAUAAUAUAAUUUACUUACAUUUGAGUGAUUUUUAAAAAAAUGGGCUUAGGUUGCUUUUCUAAUGUACUAUUUCUGAUAUUGUAGAUAUAUCAGUUCAUUUUUAAGCUGACUUUUAAAGGGAAGUUUCCCUUUUGCCACAUAACGCACUGUCUAGUAUUCAUAAUUGACUUUUUCUUUGCAAAUGAACAAGCUUUAGGCUAUUGAAUUUUCUUCAGUUUGUAGUGCACGUGACACUAGUUUUUUUUUCUACACAACUGCGUGUCGCUAAUGUGUGUCACUUCAUUUUAAAUCAGUUUCAAUUUGACAUUACUUGAUUUAUAUGUAUUUCAAUGAAUGUUUACAGAGUUUGCUUAAUGGGUCCAAUCAUUCCCAAAGAUUUUUCCUAUAGUCAUUAGAAACCAGCUUCCUGUACUCCUGUGAUUUAGUUAGUGUAAAAUCUAGCUAACGUUUAAGAUUUUUGCCGAAUGUUUGUUUUCCAUGGCAUUCAUGAGGACUCAAAUAAAGUAGGAUUUGUUUUUAACUUCCUUUUUAUAUGAACACAUUUGUUAUCAGUAUUAAAAUUGUCUACUGUCUGCCAGCUUUUGUAAAUUUUUACCAUAUGUAGAAAUUUAUUUUAUGAAAUACUUGUAUGUAUAGUUAACAGAGUUGUCAGAAAAGUAGCCCAAAGACCAUUUUGCCUAGUUUUCUGUCAUCCCUGGUGGUUAAAUAAAAACAAUGUCCAGAGGCACACUGCAAGUUUGUUGACACUUGUUAUAUUUCUGUUUAAAUCACGCGAUGCCUUUGUGUCUGAGGAAUGAAGUUUAAGCAAAUAAAGUAAUUUCUUGACAGCACUGUUAAAAA
Thrips palmi is the source of this 2718-nucleotide messenger RNA. It is a transcript of the gene Spt-I, whose product is annotated as serine palmitoyltransferase 1. The transcript is spliced from 10 exons. Gene Ontology annotation, cellular component: endoplasmic reticulum. Gene Ontology annotation, biological process: ceramide biosynthetic process; sphingosine biosynthetic process. Lineage: Eukaryota; Metazoa; Arthropoda; Insecta; Thysanoptera; Thripidae. The record is from RefSeq and is a predicted model, not a curated record. Bases 280 to 1701 code for a protein of 473 amino acids. Gene Ontology annotation, molecular function: serine C-palmitoyltransferase activity; pyridoxal phosphate binding.